CAGGAAACACGCUCUAUAAAUCUUCCAACUUGUCAGUAGAUAAGUAAGAUUUUGAGGAUUUUUUUCAAUCACUUGAGUGACGUGAAGAAACCUGAGCAUAAUGGCAACCUGGACGCCAGUCAUUUUCGACUUGAGAGACGAACCCGUGGUUUUGAAGAAGAAAAAGGGCGGAGCUUGGAAACCAGACGCCAAUUCAAGAUACAGCAUUGUCAAGCACGGCUAUAAGUUAGAUAAAACCAUAGGCAAUGGACUUUUCUCAAAAAUCAAGCUUGCUUACUGCGAGAAAACCAAUAAGAAAGUCGCCAUCAAAAUAAUAUACAAGAACAAGCUGAGGCCAGAAGUGCAAGAUGAAUAUUUGGAUGCUGAGGUGGCGAUCAUGCAAAAUUUGGAGCACCCGGGUAUGAUUGAACUGUACGAGGCAGCUGAGAGCGUUAACAACCUAUACCUGGUGAUGGAGCUCGCGGAGAAUGGCGAUUUACUGGAUUAUAUAUUGAAACACGGCUACCUGAGUGAGGAAGAGGCGAGAAGAAUAUUUCGGCAAAUUCUUGAUGUCGUAAAAUAUUGCCAUGACAACUACAUAUGCCACCGGGACAUCAAAUGUGAAAAUGUACUCUUGGACGAAGAACUCAACGUGAAACUUACAGAUUUUGGCUUCUCCUGUCCCACCAGUGAAGGAGAUUUGUUGACCCAACGCUGUGGUUCCUACGCUUAUGCCGCCCCUGAGAUCCUGGACGGGGACCCGUAUGAAGGCUUCAAGACAGACAUCUGGAGCAUGGGGGUGACACUGUAUGCCAUGCUGUGUGGAAAGCUGCCCUUUCACGAAGAAGAUAUCGAUAUUUUGAGAAUUUCAAUGAAUGAUCGAAUCCAUUUCACAAGACAUAUCUCCAAAGACGCCAAAACUCUGAUCCGCGCGAUGUUGUGCCCCAACCCAAAGAAGCGUAUCACCUUGGAAGAGAUCUGCCACAGCUCCUGGCUCAGUAAACCCAUGGGUGUAUCCGGGGCAGGAGCACCUCUGGCGUCUCACGUGUCUUUGCACUCAGUUGAGAGCCGACCAUCUGUGGAACUGAAUCCCAAUGCAGAACACGGGUAUUCUUGCGAUCAGCACAAUGUCGAGAUCAAACCCAAGGUAGUCACAAAGGUGUUGCGCUCUGUGGCUCUCAAACACAGCACUGGUGAGAGUAAAGUUGAUCUUCGGUCAUGGAGUCUGCCAGGAAUGGGCGCCACACUGGGGAUUACAGGACAGGGGGCAAAGAAGAUCCUGGAGGACUUGCAUAAAGUGCCAGAGUUUCAAGUGAUCCUUAAUCGCCAAGCAGACAUCCACCAUCUUCCAAAAACCAAAGUCAUCGCUGGUCCGCUGCGAAAGGGCAGUUUAGGCGCCACCAUACUGCGCAGACUGAGUUGCCACAAGGGGCUCUCCUCCUCGUCAGUGAUCAACUUGCCUCAGGACCGUCUCAUGGCCUCCGUGACGAAGCUUCGAGAAGACCAAGUUUCCAAGGAACUUCGAUCAGUCCAUUACAGUUUUGCUUCUAAGGCUGCAGUGUGUGCAGGGAAGCAGAAGAAGCGAGCCGUCUUGGCAAACUACGCCAAUAACAUGGUUGCCGAAACCUACAGGAUGCACACCGCCCCCGAGAUUUCAAAACGAGAGAAAGAAGAACUUCAGCAUCUUCGAUCCAUGUUCGCCGCAAUGACACGACACAGAGAAGAAUGAGAAGUUACCGCAGCUGGCCUUAGGAACUUCUCGUCAGAAAAAAAAAACUCGUAACAUUUACGAAUACAGUUUUAAUUGCGUGCGUGAAAAAAUGAAUAAAUUUGACAGAUAACAAUCAAGAAACGAAUCCUUGCAAAAACUGAUUCCCUUUUGGAUAUACUUUAUUCACAGACCGGUAUACAUUUUUCUCACAAAACUCGUAACAUUUACGAAUACAGUUUAAUUGCGUGCGUGAAAAAAUGAAUAAAUUUGACAGAUAACAAUCAAGAAACGAAUCCUUGCAAAACUGAUUCCCUUUUGGAUAUACUUUAUUCACAGACCGGUAUACAUUUUUCUCACAGUGAUAAA
Messenger RNA from Lingula anatina, 2056 nucleotides. RefSeq lists its product as uncharacterized. The record is from RefSeq and is a predicted model, not a curated record. Lineage: Eukaryota; Metazoa; Brachiopoda; Lingulata; Lingulida; Lingulidae. Gene Ontology annotation, cellular component: cytoplasm. Gene Ontology annotation, biological process: protein phosphorylation; intracellular signal transduction; microtubule cytoskeleton organization. Gene Ontology annotation, molecular function: tau-protein kinase activity; ATP binding.